AUGAAUCAAGAACAUGCCGCUCCGUCCGCUCGCAUAUAUCAAAUACGAAGACCUGAUCACAUCAUAGUCUUCAACUCCUCCGACCUCGAAGGUCCAGAUGAAGACCAUGUCGAUGCAUUGGUAGUAACAACAACGGUGGUCAACUUCUUGGUCAAGAAGAUAUUAGUGGACGGUGGAAGCUCAGCUGACAUCAUGUACCUCCACGCUUUUAAGCAACUGGGCAUAGAUAAUGCCCGGUUCAAUCCCGUCUCCACACCCCUGAAAGGAUUCACAGGAGAAGGCAUUUUGUCCAUGGGAGAAGUGGAGCUGCCUGUUUCUUUAGGGGAAGACCCCUGUCGAAUCACGAAACUAAUCAAGUUCCCUCGUCGUCGACAGACCAUCACCCUACAACAUCAUUCUGGGGAGGCCAGCCAUCCACACAUUCAAGUCAGUACCUUCCUCCUACCAUCAGAAGUGGAAGUUCCCUACUCCCUAUGGAAUGGGAGAAAUCCUGGGACGGAGCAGCAGCUAAUCAACUUCCUGCGACACAAUGGAGAUGUGUUCGCAUGGAAAGCCCAAGAUUUGUCGGGCAUUCCCCCUCAGGUAGCCCUACAUCGGCUUAACGUCGACAAGAGGAUGAAGCCAGUCAAACAGAGAAAACGAACGUUUGGACCCGAACGCAACAAGCAUAUCAAGGCAGAAGUGGCUAAACUUCUAGAGGCGGGUCAUAUACGACCAGUUCAGUAUCCUGAAUGGUUGUCGAACGUAGUGCUCGUUCCCAAACCCGGUGGCAAGUGGAGAUUAUGCGUAGAUUUCACUGACCUCAACAAAGCCUGUCCUAAGGACCCAUUUCCUCUACCCAGAAUCGAUCAGCUCAUCGAUUCGACCUCGGGGUGCGAACUCCUCAACUUCCUCGAUGCAUACCAAGGAUAUAACCAGAUCUUACUUGCACCAGAAGAUCAAGAGAGGGCUAGUUUCAUCACUGACCAAGGCAUCUACUGCUAUCAAGUCAUGCCCUUCGGGUUAAAAAACGCAGGAGCCAGCGUCUAG
This is a messenger RNA of Erythranthe guttata (spotted monkey flower), 1029 nucleotides long. Lineage: Eukaryota; Viridiplantae; Streptophyta; Magnoliopsida; Lamiales; Phrymaceae. The record is from RefSeq and is a predicted model, not a curated record.